AUGAGGAUAGAGGUAAUGAUAAAAGGAAACUCGAAAGAGAUCUGCAUACCUCUCAUCAAGGAGACAACUCUGGAAGACAUUAGAGAGCUAUCUGAAGUGGAAGUGUACGAUAUAAGCUCUGGGCUGAAUGCAUAUGCGAUUCUAAAGAACUCUACCGUGUGCUUAGAGUACAGCAGCAAGCUCUAUGAGAUGUACAUAGCCAUAUUCCUCAAAAUGCUAGAUGACACAGCCACAUCGAAGGAAAUUAUGUCGGACAUGGGCGGUAUGGAACCUUAUAGUCUUCUUGAAGUAGGGCUUAUUAAUGCAUUUAUUGAGGCUCUGAUAUGGAGGGUAGAGCAGGGAGAAGUCGUGGGCAGAUAUGAGGCGUUUGUCGAGGACCUGUGUAGGAAGAUGAGCAGCAACCUUCUUUGUGAAAUAGUCUCCUGGAAGCAAGAGGAGGACAUUAUGAACACAAAGUUUGACUACUUGCUUCUGUCGUUGAGACUCAUCGUAAUGAUGGUGGAGUACAAAACCAAGGAGGAAGGCGAAAUAGAGAAGAAGAGUACGUUCGCAUUUGCUAAGGAGUACUUUUACAAAGCAUUUGCACUUCUUGGCGAGACGAAGGAUUUAGAGGACGACAUGGCCUUUGUAUUUAGAGCAUCUCUGACGAUUGAUGCCCUGGUAACAAGACAGGUGGCCGGUAGGAUUAGCGAGGUGUUCCCGAUUGUUGAGGACCUUCCCAUUUCGAAGAAAAACAUGUUCGGGAUAUAUAUCCAGAUGGCAGAGGUGUGCAUGAGUGAAGAUGGUGCAUUGAAUGACCUGCUGUACUCUGUGUUCACAACCAGCUGCCUUGUUUCCCUGGACACAGGAUAUGGAAACGAGUUUGUUGAGGUUUUAAUAGCAAUGGUUGAGCAGGAUGGGGGAAGUGGAGGUAAGAGGAUCGGCAAUGUGAUGGAGACAUUCAGGAUGAUUUUUCACAGCCUCCAGGACUCUGAGUCAAGAGGCAGAGAGAGACUAAUCUGGAACUUCUUAAGCUUUCUGUCGAGGAUUAGGAUGGGCAGGGACAUGGGAGACCUCAACAGCAUCUUCUUGAAAUUCAUCGUGAAGUAUCCCGAGACCAUCGAGCUGUACUCUAACUUCAUUCUCAUCAACAAGAUCGACUUUCCUCUCCACACUCUUCACGGAAUCUCCAGCUUCGGGUUUAUGAAGAGAUUCUACUCUGUUCUGUUCAAUAAGGUUCGGAAGGAGAGGCACGACAAAGCCCACGUGGACAAGCUCAUUUCCGAAUUCCUCAAGUUUUUCCUGGCCACUAAGAACAAGGAGCUCAUUGGAAUCCUUCCUCUUGUUCCAUACAUUCCGUCGAAGCGCGAGGUCCUCUAUGUUCUGUACGAAAUAUACUCCUUUCUCUUUGAAAAGGAGGUGAUUGAACAUGUGGGGCUAUUCCUUCUUAAGACACCGGCGCUGGUUGGGAUAUCCUCGAGCAUCUACUACAACGUCCGAUACUUGCGGCACUUGGCAACAAGGCUAAGUCUUGUAGACGUUGAGCCACGGAUGGUCGUGUUUCUUGGCAUUGUGUAUUACUGUGAAUCGAAGAAAUUGUACAACUUCAACUACACGGGGAUACUGGAGUACAUACAGGACGAAGAUGGCAUAAGGAUGUCCAGGGAUGGGCUGGUUGGUGUAAUAGAGCUGAUACACAGUGGCUAUAUAAGCAGAUCCCACGAGUUCACGCUUUCAUAUGUUAAUUCUCUUCUGACCAUUGCGCUCAAGCCGAAGACAAUAGAAACAACGCUAGUUAUCAUUGAGAUUAUCCUAAGAAGGAUUCUUGAGAAGGAAGAGAAAAUAAUAUUCAUGAAGGGAAUUCACCAGAGGUUCCAGGAGCUUUUUGUGCUCCUCAGCAGCAAAAGGUUUCUGAGUGACGAAGUUUCUGAUUCGUAUCGGAGGCUAUACAGGAGCAUAGUGGAGAGGAUCAAGUGUGCACCGAACUUCUAUAACUAUGUUGUUCUCUGCCUGGCAGACAUCUCCUUUUUUGAUGGGGAGUUUCCAAGAGGGCACUUCAAGUCAUUCAACGACCUGUACAACCAUACGCUAUCCAGAAUGGGAGUGGUGGAGGGGUUUCCGGAUAUCUUCAUGGUUGAUCACGGGUGGAGCUGCUCCGAAAACACUGACAAGGCUGUUUCUGGGCCAUUCCUGCACAGGGUAUGUGGCAGCGGAAAAGAAGAGGAGACAAAGCCCAGAGAGACCAAAUCACAUAACAUGUACGACAUUAUUCGCACAGGUACUAACGACAGCGUAAUGAGCCUGGAGAGCUCUACGGGAAGCAUCUCGCUGCACAGCUCAGCACCCAUGCCGUCGAUCUCUCGCAAGGCGUGGUUGGAGAUGCUGGACGAAGGCAUCAGAAAGAGGGAGAAGUCUGUUUCGUGGCUUAUCGAUGUGAUAUAUACAAGAAGAAGUCAGAGCUCGACGAUAAGGACGGUCCUGGACCUUCUAAAACUAAGACUCAGAAACAAGUUUGAGUAUGAGGACCUUUACAUCCUUCUGAAAGCCUAUAAUAUCCUGUCUAUCAGAGAAAACGAUUCCGAGGAAUUUUUGAAGCAUGCACUCCACAGAGGGCUGGACUUCAAAACCGACCCUGCCAUAUGCUACAAGUUGUCCAUGGAAACAAACGGAUUCUACAGAUUCUUUUUUAGGGCGCUCCACCUAGCAGUCUCCAACCUCCCUUGCAAUGAGGAUCUUUCGUUUCCAGAAAGAACCCAACUGGUUUCCAGGUUUGACACUGCCGACCUUGUGCAUAUACAAAACACAUUCAAGCAGAAGAUGGUACAAAAGCUGCUUGAAAGAUCCCGGAGCCCAUCCUACAGAACCUACUUCUUCAACGUGGACUCCCUGGGGGUUAUCGACAGCCUUACAAUAAUCAGAAGAUUGGACGACCCGAGCCUUGUGUCUAGAGCCUUUGAGAGACUCAGGGAGUCCAAGAACGAGAUGCUUUUCUAUGUCCCACAGCUUGUUCAGAUGCUGAGAUACAAGAAGGUGUUUGAGAUGGCGUUCUCUACACUGAAGGAACUGGCAAAGGACGAAUAUGUCGCCCACCAGCUGAUCUGGAACCUGAAGGCAAACCUGUAUGUUGACGGCAGGGCAGCCGUGAACAACUACCACGGCACGUUUGUGCGGUGUAUAGAGGAGAUUAUGAAGGAGAUGCCGGACGGGAGCAGAGACAUAUUUCUUAAAGAGGAGGAGUUCAUCAGCAGCCUUACCAAGAUUUCUUCCGAACUUACUCCGCACCUCAGAUCGUCGAAGGACGAGAAGAGAAGGCGGAUCAAUGAGUACCUCUCUAGAAUCAAGCUGCAUCCGGGGAUUUAUAUUCCGUUCUACCCCGAUCUCAAGAUUAUCGAAAUUGUGAAUGGAUCUGCAAGAGCCCUUCAGAGUCAUUCUAAGGUUCCCUUUAUGGCGUCUUUUAGAGUCCAGGAUCCAGGGGGGCAAAUAAGUAUUAAGCAGCUAAUAUUCAAGUCUGGAGAUGACUGCAGACAGGACAUGCUAGCUCUCCAGAUCAUCUCGAUGUUUGAAUCGAUAUUCAAGCAGGCGAAUCUCGACAUAUUUCUAUAUCCGUACAAGGUCAUGGCCACAUCUUCGGGAACCGGGAUUAUAGAGGUAAUUCCAAACUCAAAGUCGAGGGACCAGAUAGGAAAGGAGAACAUCAACAACCUGCUGGAGUACUUCGAAUACAAGUUCGGGUUUAAGGAGAGCGAGGGGUACCUCACAGCAAUCUGCAACUUUGCCUCCAGUCUGGCAGGAUACUCCCUGGUUGGAUACUUCCUCAACAUCAAGGACAGACACAAUGGAAACAUAAUGAUAGACGACCAAGGCAGGAUGAUCCACAUCGACUUUGGGUAUAUGCUAGAGAUGUCUCCAGGGAACCUCAACAUAGAAGCGCCACUGAAGCUGACCAAGGAGAUCGAGGAGCUUCUUGGAGGAACAUCUGGAAAGGGCUUUGAGAUCUAUCAGGAGCUGAUGGUCAAAGGGUUUCUGGCACUUCGAAGGCGCAGCAAGGACCUUGUUAUGAUGGUCGACUCGUUUGUUGACAGCGAGCUGCCCUGCUACAGGAGAAAUGCAGUGGAGAACUUCAUCCUGCGAUUCAGAUUUGAGCUGUCCGACAAAAACGCAAGAAGGUUCGUGCUGUCCUUGAUAGCAGAGUCAUCACAGAAGUUUAGAACUUGGAUGUACGACCAGUACCAGAAGAUUACCAAUAACAUUGCCUUUUAA
This is a messenger RNA of Encephalitozoon cuniculi GB-M1, 4239 nucleotides long. RefSeq lists its product as uncharacterized. Bases 1 to 4239 code for a protein of 1412 amino acids. Gene Ontology annotation, biological process: phosphatidylinositol phosphate biosynthetic process; phosphatidylinositol-mediated signaling. Gene Ontology annotation, molecular function: 1-phosphatidylinositol 4-kinase activity. The record is from RefSeq and is marked provisional. Lineage: Eukaryota; Fungi; Microsporidia; Unikaryonidae. Gene Ontology annotation, cellular component: cytoplasm; plasma membrane. The transcript has a single exon.